Molecule: messenger RNA, 1386 nt
Organism: Penicillium brasilianum
Lineage: Eukaryota; Fungi; Ascomycota; Eurotiomycetes; Eurotiales; Aspergillaceae
Source: the annotation of a GenBank genome assembly
AUGUUACCACCAUCGUCCAAAACCCUCGCCGUCCUUGGGCUUCUAGCUCAUGCUUCCUUCGUCCAGUGCAAAGACAAGACCAUCAUUCGCGAUGUCGCUAUCAUAGGUGGUGGUGCUUCAGGGACAUUUGCUGCGGUCAGACUUCGCGAUCAAGGCAAAUCUGUCGUUCUCAUUGAGAAAGAAAGCAUCCUGGGUGGCCAUACCAACACUUAUCAAGACCCGGUCACCAAAGUAACCGUGGACUACGGUGUGGAGGUCUUUCACAAUCAACAGAUAGUCAAGGACUAUUUCAAUCGCCUGAAUGUAUCAUGGACCAUUGCACCGCCGGGCUUUGGCGCAGGGGGGGCACCGGUAUACUUGGACGCCAACUCCGCCGAACAAGUUGAUUAUACCAGUCCUGAUCCUCGGGCCGCGAUAUUCACGUAUGCGACUCAACUAGCUCAAUAUGCGCAGCUGGAGCUGGGGUUCUUUCUCCCGGACCCUGUUCCAGAUGACCUGCUACUACCAUUUGGAGACUUUCUCGCUAAAUACCCGGACAUUGGCAAUGCAACUAUGACGAUCUUCGAAUUCGGACAGGGCUUGGGCGAUUUCCUUGCACAGCCGACGCUGUACGUAUUCAAGAAUUUCGGUCUGGAUAUUAUACAAGAUAUCUCGACUGGAUUCCUGGUCACAACGAGUCAAAAUAACCAGGAGAUAUACGACCACGCCACCGAGCUUCUCGGGUCUGACGUGUUGCGAAGUAGCAUCGUGAAAUCCGCGCACCACCGAGAUGACAACGGAGUCCAACUAGAGGUGCAAACCCCAUCCGGUCGCCGGAUCGUGAAAGCAAAGAAACUCUUGAUUGCCAUUCCCCAGAAACUGGACAACUUACGAGCCUUUGACCUGGAUGACCGCGAGGCCGACCUCUUCGGCGAGUUCUCGAACACGGGCUACUACACGGCCCUGUUGAACAAUACCGGCUUGCCAGCGAACUUUAGCUCUGUCUCUGUCGGCGCUGGUACCCCAUAUAACGUCCCCACGUUACCGGGCGUUUACACGGUGAGCGCAACGGCGAUAGAGGGUAUCUUCGAUAUCAAAUACGGCAGCCCGCGCGGUCUACCGGAACAUCAUGUGCGAAGUGAAAUCCUCUCGUAUGUCAAGAAAUUACAGGACAAUGGGUUCGCCGCGAAGGCAUCUGGCGGGCUGAAGUUUGUGCGGUUCAACAGCCAUACUCCAUUUGAGUUGACGGUGUCGCCGGACCGGAUUUCGGAUGGAUUUUAUAAGCAGUUGUAUGCUCUGCAGGGUUAUCGGAAUACGUGGUAUACAGGUGCGGCAUUCCAUACGCAGGAUUCGUCGAUGCUGUGGAAUUUCACAGAGUCAUAUGUGCUGCCUAGUUUGCUGGGAUAG